Sphaeroforma arctica JP610 is the source of this 1728-nucleotide messenger RNA. RefSeq lists its product as hypothetical. NCBI's taxonomy places the organism in Eukaryota, Ichthyosporea, Ichthyophonida. The record is from RefSeq and is a predicted model, not a curated record. The transcript is spliced from 2 exons. Bases 1 to 1683 code for a protein of 560 amino acids.
AUGACGGAGACAACCAGUAAAUCCAAUGAUAAGAGUGUUGUUGAUGAACGCCGGAAUGCACUAACAUCAGCGACUGGACAAACUGGUUCGGUUAGCUCAACUUCCACGCUGUCUGGUUUAAAAGUCUCAGAAUGUACCAAUGCUCGCCCGCCCUCGCAGGCGCAAAGAGACACACAUAAGGUACCCGGGGCAAGUACGACGAAUACUACAGCUUCCGCUGACAAAGAAGCACUAAUCAUCGCAGCUGCACAAGAAGGAUGCAAGAAGCAGGCGCGUUUAGGUUCAGGCCAUGCGCUAUACCUACUUCGAAGUCUAGAUACAACUGACAAUGUGCAAGUACCACGAACGCCAGAGGUAUGUACAGGCACUGUGCCUGCGGCAGCGAGGGUAAGUGCUACAGAGGGGGACAUCCAUACAUCGCUUCAGAGGAUUUCACCGGCAUACACCCGGAGGAUACUGUGCAGCGCAGAUGAUUCUGAUGGGUUUAGCAGUGACCUUAGCCACGCGAGUUCUGACGAUGCGUUUGACUUUGUUUUAGGUAGGGCUGGGAAUGUUUCAGCCAGCCACGCAGGUCCUGGACCGGGAAGGGUCAUGGUCUCAGGCGGACGAGACACAUGCACAAAGGUAUCGGUCAUAGACAGGAACGAGCACAUCACAGGACUUGGGUUGGCAGCAGUAGGUGUGCGAAAUGUGGUUCAGGAGGUUAGAGAGUUGAAGGGUUCUGAUUCGGCUAAGACGAGACGUUCCCGGGAGGAGGUACGCGGCAAUGUAUCUAACAUGCUUAUAACCAGGAAGCAUGCGUGUGAUGACGUGAGUAUGAAGGUUUUAACUCGAAAAGAGAUGUCAAUGGUCCACGAGAGUAUGGAUGCAGGGAAAUCGCACACUCGAGCACGACAACCUUGUGUCGAUAUGGUUAACGCAGCGAUGUCGAAGAAGAAAUCGUCUGCUGUUAUCACUGGUAAAGAAAUGUCCAAGCGGCAUGCAAGUACUGAUGUGGAAAUACCAGAUACUCCUGAGCAACAAUCUCUUAUCGAUGUAGGAGAGAUAGAGACAAUUAGGAAGCAACCGUGUGUCAAGGUCAAGGAUGAUAUGAUCCAGGAGGAGGCCAGCAUCGAUGGGGCUAAGAACAAGAUGACUGGGAAACAGCCAUUCAGUGAUGCAGCUAAGGUGGACUUAUCUGGAUCGCAGGUAUGCGAUUAUGCGGCGACUAUGAAGUUAAACGGGGAGGAAUUGUGUAGUACUGUGUCCAAGACGGAAAUGAGUGAGAAGCACUACGGUGCGCAUGUUGUUAGAGUAAGUGUGACUAAGCAGCAAGACGGUGACGUCGAGAUUAAGAAGGGAGAGAGGGAGAAAUCAACGAGACAGAUAGUUGGUGAAACGGCCACCGGGAGGGUGUUAAAACAAAAAACCUCAAUCGAUACGAUUCAGAAGCCGAUGUUCCAGAAGCCAACAUGUGCUAAUGUGCCCCAGAGGGCACAGGUGUGCAUUAAGGUUCAAACUACUAAGAAGAAAGUAAGGAGGCCAGAGGUUACAUCUACUAACGAGAGAGUAGCGGGGGAAGCGUUUUCAUCCACGAAGAGUAAAGUAGGUGGGGUAAAGGUUACAUCUUCUGUGCAGAAAGUUAGGGGAGAAGAGAUCUCAACUAAGGGGAAAGUAGGGGGGGCGAGAGGUUCCAUCUUCUAAGGAAAGGUGGGAAGACCAGAGAUUCCAUCUACAAAGGAGAAAGUA